AUAGAACUAAUAGCACACAGCUCUUCAGUCACUGGGCUACUAAGUAGAUGAGUCCAAUACAAUUGUAUAACACACAGCUCUUCAGUCAAAAACAUAUUCCUCUCAACAUUGACAGGAAGUGCCUCCUCUGAGUAAUGAGAAGGAGCUAUGUCUUUAGAAAUGAGGAUAAGGGAAGUGUAGGCCAGGCUGAGAGAGGCUUGUGUGUCUGUCUUGUGUAACCAGGUGGAGCAACACUAAGCCACUUCCUGUACGCUAAGGCGAGGAGCCGCCAGCGAGUCGAGGCAUCACUCAGCCUCAAGCAGCUGCUGUAGGAGGACAACACCACCCCAACACAGAGAGAGACAGGAGAACGAGAGGUUGCCCACAAUACCCAGUUUUGGAGGGCCAUCAUCCCCCAAGGCCCAGGAAGACAGAAGAGAGGACAGCAGAGAGGAGUGUGGGACGGUUUCUAAGAGAAGGGGCUUGACCGCACCCAUCCAGAGAGGAGCGAUGGACCCUCGGAAGUGGACGGGAGGCCUGCUGGUCCUGUCUACUGCACUACCCUAUGUUGAGGCGAUGACCCCACUGUACGACCCUAAACUCUGCUACAUUCUGGACGGCUUCCUCCUGCUCUACGGUCUCAUCAUCACUGGACUGUUGCUCAGAGAGAAAUUCUUCAAGUCCAAGAUAUUGGAGGAUGAUGAUAUCUACACUGAUCUGAAACCUACGGACGGGGGCGGUUAUGGACGAGUAAACAGAAGGGAUCCAGAGAGUGCAACGGCACGCGAUAAUCGCAGGAAUAAUGACGACACUUACACGUCCCUUAAAAAACCAACAGACGACACGUACAGGGAGAUCGCUGUGAAGGACAAGCAGCGCCGCAGGAACAAGAACGACCAGGUGUACCAGGGUUUGAGUGCCGCCACCAAGGAUACCUAUGACUCUCUCCAGAUGCAGCCUCUCCCUCCGCCUCGCUAACAGAAACAUCAUGGAGGAUCAGCCUCUCCCUCCACCUCGCUAACAGAAACAUCAUGGAGGAUCAGCCUCUGAUAUCUAGAACAGUCCUUGUUUUGUAAAAAGUAUGUUUGCAGUUGUGUUACUCCCUUUUUAUCUUUCAAGCUUUUGUUGGAAAAUCUGGAGACUUUUGCGCCAGUAACAAUUUCAUAACUGUCUUAAUAUAUGAACUUGAUAUUUUAUCACUAUUUUAUGACUUUAGCUCCAGUCUGUAACCUUUGACCUUGAAACUCAUUCUACCGACCCUACUGACCCUUCCUCAUUGGCUACUGCUUCUCUAGUUUAUACCUGGAGUAAUGUAAUUAAAGAAUAAAUAUGUAGGUUAUUUUGCAUACAGUGUACAGUGUAAUUGUGUUCCCUUUCCCCUCAUGUUUAUAAGAAAUAAUGUGCCUCAGCACUAUAAUAAAGCAUCUCAU
This is a messenger RNA of Salvelinus namaycush (lake trout), 1409 nucleotides long. It is a transcript of the gene cd247, whose product is annotated as CD247 molecule. Gene Ontology annotation, cellular component: membrane. The record is from RefSeq and is a predicted model, not a curated record. Lineage: Eukaryota; Metazoa; Chordata; Actinopteri; Salmoniformes; Salmonidae. The transcript has 7 exons. Bases 490 to 957 code for a protein of 155 amino acids. Gene Ontology annotation, molecular function: transmembrane signaling receptor activity. Gene Ontology annotation, biological process: cell surface receptor signaling pathway.